This is a messenger RNA of Rhincodon typus (whale shark), 469 nucleotides long. RefSeq names its product mitochondrial ribosomal protein L33 (gene mrpl33). The record is from RefSeq and is a predicted model, not a curated record. The transcript has 4 exons. Lineage: Eukaryota; Metazoa; Chordata; Chondrichthyes; Orectolobiformes; Rhincodontidae. Gene Ontology annotation, molecular function: structural constituent of ribosome. Gene Ontology annotation, biological process: translation. Gene Ontology annotation, cellular component: ribosome; mitochondrion. The coding region runs from base 80 to 277 and encodes 65 amino acids.
AAAAAAUUGGUUUGUGCCCCGGAAGGAGUUUUGUGACGUGACCCGGAAGUGUUUCUAUGGGUCUCCAGGUUGCGUGAAGAUGUUCCUGACAACAGUGAAUUUUGCCAAGAGCAAAUCGAAAUCUAUCCUUGUGAGGAUGGUGAGUGCUGCUGGAAGUGGCUAUUGCUUCAAUGCAAAGAGGAGCCGACUACGGGACAAACUCGUCCUGAGAAAACAUGAUCCAAUAGUAAACAAGCACGUUCUUUUCUUUGAGAAGAAGAAAAUCCGGUCAAUCUGAUAUUGGAAGCUGAAAUGAACUGAUUUUGUGUGAGGACAAUUCAGGAUUUCCUGGAAGUAAUGAAUACCACCUGUGGUUUGGGGAUAUUUCAAAAGCUGACAAGAACAUCAGAAGAGGGAACAGUCACUUUUUUAUUUACAACUUACAAGUUACUUUUAAAAAAAAAUAAAAUGAACAAUGGCUAGAACCAAA